GGCAGACUUUGUAAAUGCUUAGGGAAAGAGUUCCUUCCUUAUAUGAAUGUUGCUAUGCCACAUUUACUUCAAUCUGCAGCUCAACUCAAAAUUGAUUUUACCAAUGAAUCACUGAAUGCAAGUCUUAACCUAUUGGAGGAGAAAGCCUCAGCUUGUAACAUGCUCUGUAGUUGUGCUGCUGAGUUGAAGGAAGACUUUCAUUUAUGGAUUGAUGAGGUUGCUGACACUUUAAUUCCACUUCUCAAAUUUAAUCUUCAUCAAGAAGUUAGAAUGGCUGCUGCUUCAGCCAUGCCAUUGAUAUUGGAUUCGGCUAAAUUAGCUGUGGAGAAAGGGCAUAUUCUAGAGGUUGAUGAAUCUCCUGUUAUGAAACUGUCUGCCCAAAUAAUACCAGCCAUGACAGCGGCUCUAUAUAUGGAGCCCAAGGCAGAAAUUUGUGCAAGAUUUUUGGGCUCAUUGAAUGGAUGCAUACAGAUCUCUGGACCUUACCUGACUGACAAUGAGGCUAAGUUCCUCAUGGAUGAGAUAACAAAGUUCCUCAUAGCUAGAUCACUUAGAAGACAUGCAAGAGAACAAGGUGUAGCACAAGACUCUGAUGCAGGAGAGAGAGAACUGCUUAAAGAGGAAAGUGGGAAUGAAAAAAAAGUCUAUAACAAUAUUGGUGAUUGCAUGGCCACUUUGAUCAAAAGAUUCAAGCUAUCUAUAGUGCCCUUCUUUGAAAAGCUUUUAAUAUGUGUAGCACGUACCUGGGUUGAUAGAACAACUGUAGAGAAAAAAUUGGCGGUCCGCAUUUUUCAUGAAGUUGCUGAGCAAUGUGGUGAAGAAGCAUUAAAGCAUUAUCAGUCUUAUCUGCCCUUCCUAUUAGAAGCUUGCAAGAGUGACAAACCAGAAGUUCAGCAGGUAGCUGCAUGGACAAUCGGCAUUUGUGCAGAGUUUGGUGGAUCUUUCUUCAAAACUAUUGUUGAUGUGGCUCUUUCUAGUCUAAAUUCUGUGAUAAGCCAUCCUAAUGCGCUGCAGCCUGAUCAUGUAAUGGUGCACGAUGUUGCUGUUUCAGCUCUCGGGAAAAUAUGCUACUUCCAUUAUGACAAUAUCAAGGAAGCUGAGGUAUUGUCUACAUGGUUAAGCCAUUUACCUAUAACAAACUUGUUAAAUGAGGCCAAAGUUGCACACCAGUAUCUUUGUAGGGUGGUUGAAAGGACAAAAACAGAACCCCUUUCCGUCUAUCUUCCUUCAAUUAUCCGAGUGUUUGCUGAGAUUCUAUGGGCAGGUAGUAACUUAGCCACGGCACAAACCGUCAGCCAGAUGAUCGGUCUUUUGAAGAAUUCUAAGCAGACAUUACCCACUGAAUGGGCAUCAAUCUGUUCAUCCUUGGUUCCCCAGAGAAAGAACUUUUUGCAGGCUAUAUUGCCUGACACAUAGUUGUCUUUUAACACCAGCUACUAGUUCAACAUAUGUUACCCCGUAGUCUUUCCAAGUACUCUGUAUAUUUUUCACUCAGCUUCUAAGAUCAACCAAUGUCCUUCUGUAGACAUGGUUCAUUCAAAUGAUGAAUGAAGAAUUCUGUGUUGGGAGGAUCUCUAUACUUGUACCCAUAUCACAAUAGUCUCAGAGGCGGAAGAAAAUACAAGUAAAAUUCUUCCAACAAUGAACAUAUUACAUAUGAGUGAUUGGCAAGCCUUUAAUAUAGAGGGAACUGAUGUAUGAAAUUAAGAU
Messenger RNA from Vitis riparia (riverbank grape), 1710 nucleotides. RefSeq names its product importin-5-like. Gene Ontology annotation, molecular function: nuclear import signal receptor activity. The transcript has 14 exons. Lineage: Eukaryota; Viridiplantae; Streptophyta; Magnoliopsida; Vitales; Vitaceae. Gene Ontology annotation, cellular component: cytoplasm; nucleus. Bases 43 to 1416 code for a protein of 457 amino acids. Gene Ontology annotation, biological process: protein import into nucleus. The record is from RefSeq and is a predicted model, not a curated record.